CUCUGCAGCGCUCAGCAGCUUGCUCUGGUCGCUACCGAUUAUCAGCAAUAAGUCAGUUGUCUUGGAAACCUGUCACCUUGAGGCGGAGCAACGGAAAAAGGCGUCCAGAGGCAGAGUAAAUGUGUGAGACUGGUUUCAGCAGAACUAACUUCAGGAGACCGUCGCUGAAAUCAUUACAGAGAAGAACACCUGAUCAGAGCUCAGCAGACUUUUGGUGCAAAUCAGAGAGAAGAAGAACCGUAAGCCAACAAAUGCUUCAUUAGGACAGAGGAAAGGGGGUUUGCUGAAUGCAAAGUUCACCACAUCCUGUUUGGGUCUUUUUCUGGCAUUUUCAGUUUCAUCUGCGUGAUGAACUCUGUCUGAAAUCCUCCGUGUCUCUGCUUAGGUUUGGAAGUAAAACCCGGCUGAGUGAGCGGUCCUGUCAGGAAGAUGGAGCGUCCUCUUUCUCUUCGCCUCUCUGCAGCAGCAGGAAACAUGCAGGGUUUCAGCCGCCGUGGGAAGAUGUUGCUGCAUGUCUGCUUCAUGGUCUCAGCUUGCUGUGGUGGUUUUCCUGCUGCCGUGGCCGAGUUCUCCCUGUGGCAGCCUGUGGUGGUCGCUGGCCCGCUGGGCCACAGCGUCCUGCUGCCCUGCCAGCUGCAGGACUCCCAGCGUGAGAAGCUCCUCAACCGGCCCGUCCUGUACUGGGAGGUCGAUGGGAAACAACUCCCGUUUAACGAGAACAAAACCUCCGCCAGUCCCAACAAAUCUAUUGAGCUGUCGGAGGUGCGGUGGUCCGACGGCGGGACGUACGAGUGCAAACUGUCCAUCAGGACCGACAAGAGAGGAAGCUUCAGGCUGAAGGGAAACAAAACCACGCUGAUCGUCCACGAUGCCAUGACCUUUGACCUCUGCAGCCACCAUGACUCCCUGCUGCGCUGUGAGGUCACCGUGUCGCACGAUCCGGGUUUGACUCUGACGCUGAGCAGAAACGACUCCGUCGUGCAGAGCUCCGCCCCCUCAGAGCGCCGCGCCGCCAACGGCACCGUCACUCUGGCUGCAACCGUCCCGCUGACCGGCAACGGGCAAUAUGUCUGUCAACUGAAGCUGCACGACGUCCUGAUAACCAGCAGCAACUUCCACAGCCAGCAGGCGGAUGAGCGGCGCCGGUACCCGGAGCCGUGGCUCCUCUACGCGGGCCUCCUGCUGGUGCCGGCCCUGGUCCUGCUGGCCAUGGCGGCGGCCAUGUUGAUGUGCAGAUGAGCUCUCCGGUCCUCCAGGUCUCCCGGAUCUACUGGACCCGCACGCAGCUCUUCAGGUGGGAUUCACAUCCCCUCGUUUCCAUGACAACCAGCAGGACAUGUGGGAGGUUUCUGAGUCUGGACCGGAGGAUCAGAACUGGUUUGAUGUGAAUCCCAGCCCGCUCGUCUCGGUUCCUCUUCCUCUGGACUCAUGUUUAGUUUCUGUGAAACUGUUAAGUUAAUGUUGUCAUUAAAAACUUUAAGAAAUAAAACUUUUCUCUCUUCAUUUCAAACGUUCUGGUUGGUUUUAUGGUUGUUAUGUUCAUUUUUUUAUUGAACAAAUUUUUUGUUUUAAGCAAAAAACAUUUUUAUAUUUUUAUUCAUGGAUGUCUGCUUGUUUUCCAGCCCCACAGCAUGAUACUGCCACCUCCAAUAACCAGUUUCAUUCUUUCAUAAAGUUUUCCUGUUAUUGUGGUGAAACUGCUCCAUUUCUGCCUCGUCUGACCUUUGAACUCUCCAGAAGGUUUUCUGUUGGUCCAGUGUUUUCUCUCUGGACAUUCAGUCCAAUUUUACCUGAGACGCAUUGACAAUAAAUACUAUUGACCAAAGUAAAAUACCAGAGGAAAACAUGGAGAAAGCUGCUCAGCUGUUAGCUGAAGGGUCUGAUGUCACUGAGAAGGUUAUAAAAAACAAAUCAACUGUUUUUACGUUGUUGUAUUAUUGGUUAAGAGAUGCCCGUUUUAUUUAUUAAAUA
Molecule: messenger RNA, 1971 nt
Organism: Xiphophorus maculatus (southern platyfish)
Lineage: Eukaryota; Metazoa; Chordata; Actinopteri; Cyprinodontiformes; Poeciliidae
Exons: 5
Coding region: 430-1239 (269 amino acids)
Source: RefSeq, a predicted model, not a curated record